Messenger RNA from Dendronephthya gigantea, 1889 nucleotides. RefSeq names its product probable sphingosine-1-phosphate phosphatase. Gene Ontology annotation, cellular component: endoplasmic reticulum membrane. The transcript is spliced from 13 exons. Gene Ontology annotation, biological process: phospholipid dephosphorylation; sphingosine metabolic process. NCBI's taxonomy places the organism in Eukaryota, Metazoa, Cnidaria, Anthozoa, Malacalcyonacea, Nephtheidae. The coding region runs from base 9 to 1286 and encodes 425 amino acids. Gene Ontology annotation, molecular function: sphingosine-1-phosphate phosphatase activity. The record is from RefSeq and is a predicted model, not a curated record.
UUGAAACAAUGGACGAAGAAGUCAAAAUCAAAAUGCAUAAACAAAUGGCGAUUGAGCGAAAAUCUUCAAAAAUGGAAGGAGCUGACAGAGAAUAUAUUGAAGCACCUAUAGAUAAACUUGGUCCAGCCGGACGAUGGAUCAGACAUCGCCUCCUGUCAAGCUCACUUUAUGGGACACCCCUUCUAUGUGCUAUUCAGCGCCAUCGCACGCCACUAUGGAACACAAUUAUGAAAUAUAUGAGUUUCUUUGGAACAGAAGAAUUUUAUAUCGUGCUUAUUUGUUUUGUUAAAUGGAUUGUUGAUGCGCGGCUCGGCCGACUUCUCUGUAUUCUCAUGGGUUUCGGAUUCUUUGUUUCAAAUUUCCUUAAGAAUUGCCUUUGUCUCCCUCGCCCACCUUCUCCUCCAGUUAUACCUUUGGAAGAAGCAAGUGAAACAUGGGGCCUUCCAAGUCAUCACUCCGUCUUGUGUGUUGUACUUCCGUGGUACAUCUGGUUUUAUUCCAUGAUACAUUUUAAUUUGGGUUACCCAGAACAGUCUCUGCUAUUCGUGAUCAUUACGACAUGGAGUUUUUCUGUGUUGUUAUGCCGUGUUUAUCUUGGUGUGCACAGUCCUGCAGAUGUGGUCUCUGGUAGCAUAUUUGGUUGUUUAAUCUUAACUUUCUGGAUGAAAAUUGAUAACUAUUUCGACCACUAUAUCAGCCUUGGGAAUAACGUGAUAAUGCAAGCGCUGAUUUAUACAAUUGUUCUAUUAUUUAUUCACCCACGUCCCAAACUUAGAACUGGGUCGUUUCAGGAAACCGUUUGUAUGUUAGGUACAGUGGUUGGUUUCGUAAUAGCCAGAUCUGCGUGGACAGCGAGAAAGCCAGUACUAUGCAAGACUGUGCUCAGGGAGUUAACAGAUUCAACAUCCUGGAUUAACGUAAUUUUAAUAUCCUCAGGAAGACUUUUGAUAGGUUUUAUUUUAGUUUUAGCAGUAAAAGCACUUGGAAAGAUUACGUUUCGUUAUAUCGUGUCGAAUAUUUACAAUAUCAUUGGUUUGAAUUCCAUUAUUCGUGGAAGUUUAAAAGAUCGCUAUUUCGACACUAAAUAUAACAAGUCUUUUAUUCUGCCACCGAUUUUCAAUGUGGACAAUAAUGCAGAAAAGUCCAUGAAAUCCAAAAGCGUGUCGGAGGAUGUUUGGGAAGUAGAGUAUGCAGUGAAGUAUUUGACAUACAUCUUUGUUGGUUGGACUGGAAGUUAUCUUGCUCCACUUUCAUUUCAUCUGAUGGGUCUUAAUAUUUCACGAUGAACUUGAAUUCAUAUGUAUACUACAUGAUCUGGUUAUUUAUCAGGGGCUGGUUGUAUAAAACUCUUUAAGUACAUUUCGCAUAGUUAAGUCCAUGUUAACUCAGAAAUACACGACUCUGAUUGGCCAAUUUUGCCCUUAACUACAGUGAAAAGUUAAAUAUAGUCUUUUAUACAACUGGCUCCUGAAUGUGCUGCAUCCGUAUUUGGAAAGUAGAUUCGAAAAUCAUUCGAAUUUCAAGGCGGCUUUGAAUUUGAGAAUCUUUGGAUCUGGACGUCCACUUUUGUCAUUUUUUGCAUGCUGCAUUAAGGAACGAAUAAUAGGCUAUUGCAUGUCAACCAAUCUUAAAUAAGAUGAAACGAAGUCCACUCUGUCUCUGUGCAUGCAACAGUGCCAGUGCAGAAAUCGUGAAUCUGUUAUUUACAUCAUCACUUUUCAUCAGCUUUAAUAAAUGCAGACAAAUAUAGGAAUGGAAAAUAUUUAAAUUUUGAAUAAAUAUUUAAAAGAAAGUACAGUUAAAUAUAAUACAGAAGAGAAUAAUGAUAUUUUUCAAUAACAAAAUAUUAUUAGUACAAAUAUCGCUUGUUCAGAUAUAUAUGGAUGCAU